UUCAUUUGAAGAAACUAUACAAUUACCUAUUUAUCUUCAUACUAAAACUAAUGAAAGUUUAGUAUCAGAAUGUGAAGAAGAAGAAAAUAGCGAAGAAGAAGAUCUUAUUGAUAAUGAAGAAGAAGAAGAAGAAGAAGAAGAAAAAGUAGAAGAAAUACAAAACAACAGGAAAGAAGAAUUGCUUCCGUUUCAAAAAAAAACCAUAAAUGUUGAUAGUAUAAAGACUGUAUAUAAAAUAUUUCAAGUUAAUCACCUAGCUACUAUAUUUCCUUUGAUAGAUACAGCUUUAAAAAUUAUUUUGACCUUACCAGUUGCAAGCGCAUCAACGGAACGCAGUUUUUCCAAACUUAAAAUAAUAAAAAAUAGACUUCGGACCACAAUGUCUCAAGAUAGUUUUACAGGAAUGAAACGUCGACCAACAAUAACAGACUAUUUCAUUAAAGCUAGUUAUUCAACAGAAAAUAAUGAUGACAAAAAUGAAGAUGAAGAGCUUCCAGCACCUCCUGGAAGUAAGAAAAAUAAAGAUACACCUCACACUUCUCAAUUAUAUGGAAAUAAUCAAGUCAAAGAUGACAAAAAUGAUGAUGAAGAGCUUCCAGCACCUCCCAGGAGUAAGAAAAAUAAAGAUUUACCUCACAUUUCUGAAGUAUCUGAGCGUGAUCCAGUUAAAGGUAAAAAUAUAGCUUUUACUUUAUUAAGUAAAGGUUUAGGACCAUAUCAACCGGAAAUGGAUAAAUAUCCAAAAGUAAAUGGACGAAAAUUUUGUACUCAAUGGUACAAGUCAUAUAAAUGGCUAGAAUACAGUCCAGAAAAGGAUGCAGUGUUUUGUUUUUUUUGUAGAGCCUUUGAUUUAUCAGGUCGCGCUGAAGAAUCAUUUACUAUAAAUGGAUUUAAUAAAUGGUCCAAGGCUUCAACAUGUCUUCCAAAACACGAACGUAGUGUACCUCACAAAGAAGCAAUGGUUAAAUUAGCAGGUUUUAAACAUUCAUCUGUUGAAGGUAGUAUCGCCACUAAAAUUGAUAAACAUCAUAACACGAUAGUGUUGAAAAAUAUUAGCUAUUUGAAAGAUAUUUUAGAAACAUUGCUAUUUUGUGCUCGACAAGGAAUUGGUAUUCGGGGGCAUAAUGAACAAGACCAUAGUUUGUUAAAUAACAGAGGGAAUUUUAUAGAAUUAUUGCAUAUGAGGGCCAAAGAUAAUGACAUAAUUAAACAAUAUUUUAUUGACAAAGAAAGAAGAUUUCGUUAUAUCCAUCCAGAAUUUCAAAACAUUUUUUUAUCGUUAAUGGCUAAGAAUGUUCAACAAAGUUUAAUAUCCAAUAUAAAAGAAGCAGAAUUAUUGCAUAUGAGGGCCAAAGAUAAUGACAUAAUUAAACAAUAUUUUAUUGACAAAGAAAGAAGAUUUCGUUAUAUCCAUCCAGAAUUUCAAAACAUUUUUUUAUCGUUAAUGGCUAAGAAUGUUCAACAAAGUUUAAUAUCCAAUAUAAAAGAAGCAGGUAUAUACAGCAUAUUGGUUGAUGAGACACAGGACAUCAGCAGGCAUGAACAAGUAUCCAUUUGUGUUAGAACCAAUGCUGAAUCUCUGGUAGCUUUGAUAAAAGAAGUUUUAAAAAAUAAUGACUUGAACAUUCAAAAUAUCAGAGGUCAGUGUUAUGAUGGUGCUGCUUCUAUGCGUGGAUCUUAUACCGUCGAUUUAACUAAACAAGUUAAACAAAUAAGAAAUAUGUUUGGUGUUUUGAAUACAUUACAUAAUUUUAUUGGCGCGUCAUCAAAAAGAUUUUCCAUUUUUGAAUCAAUGAGAGCAACAUGUUCAGAUAGUAAAGGACCAAAAACAUUAAAAUCAUUAUCUGAUACUCGAUGGAAUUGCCGAAUAGAAGCUAUUAAAGCAGUGUUUGAAAAUUUAUCAGCGUUAUUUCAUUCACUACACAAAAUUGCAGAUGAUGAUACUUUUGCAGGUCCUGAACAAACAAUUAACACAUUUAAAGAUAGUCGAACUCAAGAUAAAUUUAAUAGUUUAUGGAUAGAAACCCAAGAUAUUGUUGAGAAGUAUGACUUAGAAGAAGCAAAAUUACCCAGAGAAAGAAAAAUUCCUUUGAAAAUAGAUAUAAUUAUAGCCGAUAUAGAAGAAAGAUUUAAAGAAAAUAACUUAACUCUUUUAAAUGCUAUGAAUGAUGUAUUAACUAGUGAUUUACCAGAUGUUGCUUCAUAUAAUCUAUUAAGUAAUACAUAUGAUAUUAAUAAUUCUGAAUUACAGAGUGAAGUUAAUAUAUUAAAUAGAAUGUUUAAACAGUCACAAAAUGAUAUGAAAGAAACCGCACUUAACUGUCGAAUAUCUUAUAUUCUAUCCAACAAUAUUCAAGUUGGAUUCCCAUUGUAUGUGCAAAUUUUAAAAUUAUUUUUAACAUUACCUACAAAUACAGCAACAUGUGAAAGAAGUUUUUCUACUUUAAAACGUAUAAAAACCUAUCUCAGAUCUACUACUGGCCAAGAUCGCUUAAAUAGCUUAGCAAUACUCUAUAUACACAGAAACCAAGAAGUUGACAAGGAUAAAGUUAUAAAAGAAUUUGAUGCCACCGAAAAUGGACGUCGCAUGAUUCUUCACUAA
Messenger RNA from Myzus persicae (green peach aphid), 2602 nucleotides. Its product is annotated as zinc finger MYM-type protein 1-like. The record is from RefSeq and is a predicted model, not a curated record. Gene Ontology annotation, molecular function: protein dimerization activity. Lineage: Eukaryota; Metazoa; Arthropoda; Insecta; Hemiptera; Aphididae. The transcript is spliced from 9 exons. The annotation marks the transcript as partial.